Molecule: messenger RNA, 9610 nt
Organism: Paramecium sonneborni
Lineage: Eukaryota; Ciliophora; Oligohymenophorea; Peniculida; Parameciidae
Source: the annotation of a GenBank genome assembly
AUGAAGAAGACCUUAAUAACAUUCUUGUUGUUGAUGGUUGUGGUUAUCUCUACAAAAAUAGAAGCUGAAGAGUUUAGAACUCGAAGUAUUUAUAUACAUUUAACAUAAGGGAUGACCUAUACUGAAUCAUAAAAUCUAGAUGUUACUCAUUUAAAUUGUCAUACUGAUUUUGAAUAUAUGAUAGAAGAGUUGGCAAGAUGGGUUGAUAUAAUAGAUAAUCGAGAACAAUUGAUCAAAGAUCUCGCAAUAAUUAAUUAAGUUAUAAGCAUUGUAGAAAAAGCAAAAGGUACAAUAGCAGUGAUAAAGCCUUAAAUUCUAAUGUAAAUAGAAAGCUAAGUGAGCAAAUCACUGAAAAGUAUAUUUACAUAAAACAAAUGGGCAGCUUGUAAAGUAGAAGAUGCCCUCGAAUACGUUGCUUAAUUAAAUGCCACAUAAUGUAUAAAUUUUGAAUAAAAUUAUAGCAAAUGAAGAGAAAAUUGCUUUAGCAAAUAAAAUUAUAGCCCAUUUAAGAUAAACCUAAGAACAAAUUCAUUAAUACUUAGAUUAAUGUUAAUAUGCAAAGCGUACUUAAGGUUUGAGGUAAAAGAUUAGUUAGCUAUAAAAUUUAAAACGAGGAUGUGAUCAAGAAAUAAAAAAGCCAACAAUAGUAAUAGAGAAUGAUCCAGAAGAUGAAGUGAUUAAUUUCGAUGAAGAAANUUGGAUUGAUAAAUUUUGUAGAUAAAUAGAUACUUUAAGAAAAGUGAUAUAAAAUAAUUAUAAAUUUAAUAGGUAAAAAUUGAAUGUAAUCUUGAUAGUUUUUCAUGAGCUGGUCUAAUUUUUCUUAAAAAAAGGAUAGAAUGGACUUGUAAAUUGUGCGGUCCUCAAGACAUGUAUUUUAAUCAAAAUGAUCGGAGUUGUAUUGAUUCAUUUAGAUAGUAAUAAAAUUUAAUAGCAAAUAAAAAAACGGUAUAUAGCAUAUAUAUUUUUAACAUAAAUGAAGAAGACCUUAAUAACAUUCUUGUUGUUGAUGGUUGUGGUUAUCUCUACAAAAAUAGAAGCUGAAGAGUUUAGAACUCGAAGUAUUUAUAUACAUUUAACAUAAGGGAUGACCUAUACUGAAUCAUAAAAUCUAGAUGUUACUCAUUUAAAUUGUCAUACUGAUUUUGAAUAUAUGAUAGAAGAGUUGGCAAGAUGGGUUGAUAUAAUAGAUAAUCGAGAACAAUUGAUCAAAGAUCUCGCAAUAAUUAAUUAAGUUAUAAGCAUUGUAGAAAAAGCAAAAGGUACAAUAGCAGUGAUAAAGCCUUAAAUUCUAAUGUAAAUAGAAAGCUAAGUGAGCAAAUCACUGAAAAGUAUAUUUACAUAAAACAAAUGGGCAGCUUGUAAAGUAGAAGAUGCCCUCGAAUACGUUGCUUAAUUAAAUGCCACAUAAUGUAUAAAUUUUGAAUAAAAUUAUAGCAAAUGAAGAGAAAAUUGCUUUAGCAAAUAAAAUUAUAGCCCAUUUAAGAUAAACCUAAGAACAAAUUCAUUAAUACUUAGAUUAAUGUUAAUAUGCAAAGCGUACUUAAGGUUUGAGGUAAAAGAUUAGUUAGCUAUAAAAUUUAAAACGAGGAUGUGAUCAAGAAAUAAAAAAGCCAACAAUAGUAAUAGAGAAUGAUCCAGAAGAUGAAGUGAUUAAUUUCGAUGAAGAAACAGAGGAAAUCAUUUAUUAUUAUUUUGAAGAAGAAGAUAUUGAAACUCCCCCAGAUUAUAUUUAUAAUGAGCCUUAACAUUAUACAUAUCCAACAUAUAAGGAUGAGAAUUAAAAACCACAGAAAAAAUAAGUUAAAAAAAUAGUACCAAAAGAAAUAGUAGAAGAAAUUAAAGGAAAUAAAAGAUAUGUAGCUUUAGGUCAUGAAAUUGAAGGAGAGGCUAAAGAAUCUACUGAUGAAACAUAAACUUAACAAGAAGAACCAGAAUUAGUUGUAUAAGCAGCAAAAGUUAGUAAAAUUGAAGGCUUGAAUGAUGAAGAUGAAAGUGAUAAGACAAAUGAUGAAAAGGAUAAGGGAAGUAGUGAGUCUAAAGAAUAAUAACAUGGAGAAGAAACUUAAGAAGCAGAAAACAGUGAAUAAUAAUAAUAAGUUGAAACUCAUGACAAUCCUUAGUCACAAAAAGAAUCAGUAACAAAAAAAGAUGAAAGUAUUGUUGAAUCUAAAAAUGGAUCAGAUGAAGGUAGUACUACUUCAGAAAAUAAAAUUAUUACAGACAAUAAAACUGAAGAAACAGGUGAUCAAACUGAUGAAACAAAAUCAACUAAUAAAGAUACCAAAGAAUCUAAAUCAAAUGAAACAUAAGAAUCAGUUGAUGAAUCAUUAGAAACUAAAGAAGAUAAAAAACAAGAUUAAACGAAAGAAUCUUCAUAAACAACUACGAAUGAAGAAUCAGAAAGUGUAACAGAAUAAAAAUAAGAAGAAUCAUUAGAAAAAAAAGAAGAACCUAUUUAGUAAUAAAAAUAAGAUUAAACUUAAUCUUAAAUUAGUGAUAAUUAAAAAACAGAAGGUGAAAAAGAAGAAAUAACUAUUGAUAAUUAAUCUAAUAAUUCAGAUGAUAAGAAAGAUUUGAAAAUUGAAUCUUCUAAAGUUGAUGAAUAGAAAUAAGUGGGUGAAUAAAAGUAGGAGGGAGAAUAGAAGUAAGAAGGUGAAUAAAAGGAAGAAGGAGAGGAGAAAUAAGAGGGUGAAUAGAAGUAAAAAGGAGAAUAAAAAUAAGAAGGAGAAUAAAAGUAAGAAAGCGAAUAGAAAUAAGAAGGUGAAUAGAAAUAAGAAGUAGAAUAAAAGUAAGAAGGUGAAUAGAAAUAAGAAGGAGAAUAAAAGUAAGAGGGAGAAUAAAAGUAAGAGGGAGAAUAGAAGUAAGAAGGUGAAUAGAAAUAAGAAGGUGAAUAAAAGUAAGAGGGUUAAUAGAAAUAAGAAGAAGAAUAAAAAUAAGAAGGUGAAUAAUAAUCUAAUGAAAAGAAAAAAAAAUAAUAAACUUCAGAUGAUCGUUCAUUAAAAAUAUAAUCAUUAAGAGAAUAACCUAAUCCAAAUGAACCAACUUAAUUUUAACCACCAAAACAUAGAGCUAAUGCAGGUCGUGUUUAAGAAAGAAAAGUUGUAGCAGUAAAUACAAAAUAUUAAAAUUCUGAUUUUGAUGGUGAUCCUACAGAAUAAUUUGAAUUUAAUGAUAGAUCAUUACUCUAAGACUCAUCUGAAUAUGGUUAUGGAUAUUGGGUUAAAUAUACAGAACAUGGAGUAAAGGAACAUAGUAAAGAAGAUGGAGAAUACUAUUUCUUAUCAAGAAUGACUAUAAAUGAAGAAUAUGAAGAUUUUUCAUUUUAUGGAGAUAGAACAUUAGCAGUAUUCAUGAUUGAUAAUUCAUUCGUAUUCAGUACAUAUGAUACAAGUGAGAAAUUGAAGACUAAGGAUAAGCCAGUAGUUUUGAAUGAAAAUAUGGAUAGUAUGUGGUAUUUCGUAAUGUUCUCUUACAGUAAUCCAUUAAGAAGAGCUGUUGGUUAUAUUGUAUGUUAUGGAGAAGGGAAUGGAAUAUACAGAGUAGAAAUAGAAGCUACUCACAUACCACCAUCAUAUGUAAAAAUUAUAUUUGGUGGUAAACACAUGGAUUACAAAGGAUUGAAUGGAUAAUUUGCUAAUAUCUUUUUUGAUAUUGAUGCUCCAGCAUUUGUUGAUGGAGAUGAAGCAUUGUAAGAAGUACUAAAAAGCUUGAGUAAUCCACCUUAAAGUGUUCCAGCAAUGAUAGAUGAAACAAUAAUAUAAAAACCUAGACAUUUUAAUGGUAAUGACAAAGGAGAAUAGUUUCAUUUUGAUCCAUAAGAAUCUUAAUUAAUUAUUGAAGAAUAUGCAGUUGGAUUAUGGUUCAGAUGGAUAGAUGAUUUGAAAGUUGAUGAACCAAAUACAUUUUAGAUAAUAAAUUUGAGAUCAAAUAAAGUUAAAACUGCAGGAAAAGGUGUUUUAGGAGAUAGAGCAUUAGAAAUACAUCAUACUUAUGGUGGUGGUGCUAAGAGUACAGUCUAUUUUAAUACUUAUACAAUUAAGGGUAAUAGAGCAAAAGGAUUACCCUAUUUAUCAAAGACAGUAGAGAGUCCUCAAUUUAUAUGGACAUAUGUAUAUUUUGGAUAUGAUAAUGAUGGAGGACGUGCUUAUGGUGCUUUAAUCAAACCAGGAGAGGUUGGAGAAAUUUAAUAUGAAGGUAUUUAACAUAAAUUAGUUAAUUCUUUGAGUGUAACUUUGGGUGGUGAUGAUAUUAUAUCCCCAUUUAAUGGUAUGAUUGGUUAUGUUGGAAUUUAUCUUGGAACUGGGGCAUACAGAUAGGGUUUAGCAUUUGAAAUGACAUUUAAUUAUGGUGAGGGAGUUAUGGGUGUAUAUUAAGUUGGCAAACCAGUUACUUAUAUAGCAGGAGAUGCUAAUUAAGCUAGACAUGUUGCAUACGAUGCUCCAGAUAAUGUUGUUGAUAAAAUUAUUAUUCAUAAUGAAGAUGGAAUGAGAAUUAAUGGAUAAAGUGAAUAUUCAUUUGGAUUAUGGACUAGAUGGUUGAGUACAUUGCCUAAAUAUUUGAAUAAGAGAUCACCUAUACACACUAUUGCCAGAAUGGGUACAUAAGGAUAUGUUAUAGAAUCUGUUGAUGGAAAAUUGGUUAGAUCUAAUGCUAAUAGACCCAAUACACCUAAAGAUAAUACGUUAUCAAUAUCUUUAACUCCAGAUUCUUAUGAAUUUUAAACUUUAGAAUUGAAAGAUGAUAUAUAAUUUUAAUAAUUAGAAGGACACUGGAAUUAUUUAUACUUUGGAUAUAUUAGACAUGGUAAUUAAGGAUUGGCUAAAGGUUAUGUUUAAUUUGGUGUAGAUGGAGAGGUUGAAGAAGUUAUUUUUGAUACACACCAUGAUUUUUUACUUGAGUAUGUUGAAUUUAUUGUUGGUAAAACAUCAGCACCAUUAUUUAAUGGAGAAAUGGCAAGAAUAUCCUUUUCAUUUGGACCUGGAUCAUUUAUUCAUACAAUAGAAACUUUAAGAAUCUUUACAUAAAAUACUUUACCAGAAAAAGCUUAGAUUCAUCCAGUAUCUAGACAAACAUUAUAAUUGGUAGGUGCACCUUAAUAACUCAAGGAGGAACCAAUUUAAUUUGAAUUUGAUAAAUAUUAAGGAGCUGAAGAGUAUGCAAUUUCUGGAUGGGUUAGGUGGAGUGGUCCAUUGGUAACUGGAAAAGUUUCUCAUCUAAUAACGAUGGCUUAGAAGAGAUUAGAAGAUUUAGAUGGUAAAAAUGAAGAAACUUUAUAAAUCAUUAGAGGAGAUUUAGCCUUUACUUUUGUGACUUAUAAUCAAAAUUAGGAUGAAUAUAAAUUAGUAACUUAAGAUGAAGCUUAUGGAGAAUAUGCUGAUUAAUGGACAUACAUUUAUUAUGGAUAUUCAUAAUAGAAAUAGUAAACUUAUGGUUAUUUGAAAUAUACAUUUACAGAAACUGAAUUUAAAUAAGAAAAAGUUAAUCAUUUUUACUUAGCAGUAUUUUCAGUUUUAAUUUAAGAGAAAUAAUAAUAUACUCAAUUUAUUGGUCAUAUAAAAACAUGGGUUAUAAAUAUUGGAGAUGGAGCAUUUAGAGAAGGAGGAUUUGAUGAAAAUGAAAAUAUAAAAGUGCAUUUUGGAUUUAUCAGUGGCACAGAUCAUAUAAAAUUAUAAUAAGCUGGAUAAGAAGCACAUCAUGAAGAGACUAUAUUAGAAUGUUCAUCUUAAAGUGAUGAAGUACCUUUACAUAUUGAAUUCUAAUAGAGUGAUAAAUUGCAUUUACAUGGUGUUAGUGAAUAUGGUUAUGGAUAUUGGAUUAAAUUCUAAUAUUUUGGAAAUAAGAAUACAAUUUAUAGUAGACCUUAAUUAAUGGGAUUGAGUAGAUUGACUAGUAAUAAGGAAUACAAAGACUUUGAUAAUCCAGGAGAUAGAGUCCUUUUGGUUUUAUUAGGAAAGUAAUCCUAUCACUUUGGAACUUAUGAUGUAAUUACAAAAUCAAAUAAUGUUGCAGGAGAUAUUCCUUAUUAAAUUGAAUCUGAAGGAGAAUGGACUUAUCUUUAUUUCAGUUUUAAGAGAAUCUCUUAAACCUAAGGACAUGCAAUGGCAUUUACUCAUUAUAAAGAUACUACAUCAGGUAUUCAAAUGGAUGUUAUGCAUUCAUUAUUAACUGAUUAUUUACAAUUAACUGUAGGAAAUGCAGGUAAAUAUUACUCAAAUUUCAAUGGACAAAUAACAACCAUCAGAUUUAAUUUAGGUCCAGGUGCUUAUAUUGACAACAAAUAAGGCUUAUUAUAAAGAAUUAAGAAUAAAGAUGUAAUGCCUGAUGUUUUGGCUCCAACUAAAAAAUAUGAAGUCUUAAUUGGAAAACAUGAUAUUACUAAAAUAGAGGAGGAUUAACAUAUUACUCAAGUAAAUGAAGAAGCAAGAGAAUAUAGUGUUUAACUAUGGUUUAGAUGGUUCAGAUUAGCAGUUAAGACUUAAUAAUUAAUUUAUAGAUUUACCUCUUCAAAUCCUGAUGCUUUAGGUGAUGCAUAAAAAAUUGGAGAUAGAACAUUGGCUCUAUUUCAUACAGAUGGUGUAGAAUUUAGCACCUACAAUUUAAACCCACUUUCUUUAUAGAAUACUUAUUAAGCAUAGAUUCCUUAUUAAUAAUUAGAAGUAUGGACAUUUGUUUAUUUUGGUUAUUCUAAGCAUCAUUAAAAGAUUAGUUAUUAUUUAUUAGCUGAUGAUAAUGAACACAAAGGAUUAGAAUAAGCUUUGCAUGCUGUUUCAUCUCAUUAUUGGUUAUUCUUAGUAAAGGAUGCUAUGACAAAACCAUUUGAUAGUAGAUUGGCUCAAGUUAUAUUAAAUAUUGGAGAUGGAAGCUAUAGAUAAGAUAACUUUAACACUCUCUAAGUUUAUUUAGCUGCACCUAAAUUGUUUAGUUCUGAUAGUAAAUUUGAUUGGGAAGCAGAUGACACAAUCACAUUAGUGUCUGAAGAUCCAGAUAAACAAGGUUUAAAAAUUACAUUCUCUGAACCUGAUAGAAAAAUUGAAAGUGUUUAAGAAUAUUCUGUUGGUUUAUGGACAAGAUUUUUGUAAGCAUGGCCAGAAAGAUUAUGGCAUACACCUUCUGAAAUGUAGAUUUUAAGACUAACUUAUAAUGAUGAAGUAGAACAUGGCAAAAUUGCUUUAGGAGAUAGAGUUUUAAGUGCUUAAGUUGUUUUAGAAAAUUAUUAAUUUGGUACAUAUGAUUUAAAUGAUGAUUCUCCUAAUGAGAUUAGUACAAUACCUUACACUCAUUUAGAAGGAAGAUGGCAUUAUAUAUAUGUUGGUUACAAGAGAUAAUUGUAAUAAGCAAAUUACUUUGUAUAUGAUGGAGAUGAAAUUAAACAUGCAGUAAAUGAGAAACUAUUACAUAAACCUCUAGGAGAUUAUAUUCAUUUGAUUUUGGGAGGAGAAAAAGAUGUAUCACCAUUCUAAGGUCUAUUUACAGAAGUAUCAGCUCAUUUUGGUGUAGGAUCAUUCAUUUCAUCAGGAGAAGAAUUAAUGAAAUCAAUAGAUACUAGUUUUGCAUUGCCUUAAGAAUUAACUGUUGAUUAUAUUCAUAAAUAAAAACAUGGUUAAUAACAAUUGAUUGGUGAAAGUGAUAAUAAUGAAGGAAGUGAAAGCACUGGAGAUACUUGGAGUGGAGUAGGUGAAUAUGCUAUUUCAGGUUGGUUUAAGAUAGCAGAAACAUAAGUGAAAAAAGAAGGAGAAGUUAAUUCACCUUGUUAAAUACUAUUUAGAAUAACAAACAAUCAAAAAGAACAUUUAAGUGAUCGUAAAUCAUAAGGUGAUAGAGCAUUACAUGCUUAAAUAUGUACAAGUGAUACUGUAAAAUUGAGUACAUAUACUUUGAAAGGAUUGAAAGAUUGGAAUGAAGCGAAAUUCUUAGAAGAGAAAGUUGAACUUGGAAAUUCAAAGAAGGCUUGGGCAUAUUUAUAUAUGGCUUAUAAUGAGAAUUUGGGUGAAGUUCAUACAUUAUUACAUCUAUUUGAAGAGGAUAAACCUGUUAUUUUUAAGGGAGUUUAACAUUUUGUUCCUCAUUUCAUAGGAAUUUAUGUAGGUAAAGAUCCACAUAGCAGAAGAUUUUAAGGAGAAUUGCAAAAAUGGGUUGCUUAAUAUGGUUAAGGAGCAUUUGUUGAUGUAAUGAAGAAAGGUUAUGAAGAUACUCUACCAAACUUUAGACAUAUUUAAAUUAAUUAAAAAUAUCUUUGGUUUGAAAAAGAAGAUAGAAUUAUUUAAACACCUGAAAAAGUUGAAUAAACAUUUACAUCUGAAACAGAAUCAGUAGAUGAAUAUGCAAUUGGUGUAUGGACAAGAUGGUUAAUAGCAUUUCCAUCUACUUUAACAGAAAGAGCUGAUGUUCAUACUAUCUUCAGAUUUUCAAGCACUCGUUAAUAUUAAGAUAAGAGUGAAUUAGGAAAUAGAGUAUUAUCUGCUUUCCUAACUAAAGGAAAUUAUGAAUUUAGUACAUAUGAUGUAUCUAAACCUUCUAAUGCUGUUGAUGCAUAAUUGCCUUAUGAAAAUAUAGAAGGUGAAUGGAUAUAUGUAUAUGCUGCUUAUAAAAAUAAGAAUUUCUAUGGAAUGGUCUUAUUUAAAGAAUAAUAAAAGGCUGUUCAUCUAAAUCUUGAAGUAACACAUUAAGUUUUAACAGGAUACGCUCACUUUGUUCUUGGAGCAAAUGAAUUUGGCUAUAAAGCAUUCCAUGGUUGGUUCUAUGAUCCAAGAGUAUUUUUAGGAUCUGGAAGCUUUAUAAAUGAAUCACAAAAAGUAGUAGAGAUGAUUCAUAAAUUACAUAGAAAAUUACCUGCAUCACCUUAAUAAGCUGAAGAUUUCAAAUGGCCAGUAUCUUUAUUGGAUACAACCAAUCAUGAUGAUCUUGAUUCUAAAAAAAAUCAAUUAAAUUUUGAAUUUACAGAUAAAGCAGAAGUUUAAUCUUACAGUAUUGGAUUCUGGUUCUAAAAUGCAGUCUUGCUUCCAGAAAUGGAAAAUGAUUUCACUGCCUUAGUUCGUUUAACUACUAAUAGCCCUGAUCUUGCUGCUGAUGACAAAUUUAUUGGAGAUAGAACAUUAGCAUUAUUUACAAAAUCAGAUAAAUUAAUGGCUAGUACUUAUACAAUUAAAGAUCCAUCAUUUGAACCAUUAUCUCAUACUUUUGAUAUCAAAGAACAUUAAUGGACUUUUGUUUACUUUGGAUAUGAAAAGCAUCAUGCUAGAGCUUAUGUGCUCACUCCUAAAGGACCUACUGAUAAAACCUUUAUUGCUUAACAUAUAGUUCCUAAUGCAUUUUAUUUAAGAGUCGUUAAUGAUCUUGGACAUCCAUCUUUUUGGGUAUUAUACUCUAUUUAUUUUAUAGGGUAAAAUCUAUGGUUUGAAAGUCAAUUUCGGUGAUGGUAGCUAUCUUGAAAAUCCAUUAGAAUUAAUUGACAAAUGGCCUUAUGAUCCUAAAUAACAUUCUGAUAUUGAUAAAUAAGGAGAAAAAAUCUUAUGUACUUCUUCUAUUCUAUUAUUUUAGCUAUCAAUUCUGCCAAAGUUACAAAAACCAAGAAUGAAGAUGAUAAACAAUGAGCUAUAAACUAAUAGAUCAG